Molecule: messenger RNA, 423 nt
Organism: Rhodofomes roseus
Lineage: Eukaryota; Fungi; Basidiomycota; Agaricomycetes; Polyporales; Fomitopsidaceae
Exons: 5
Source: RefSeq, a predicted model, not a curated record
CAAGCAGUACAGAUGAACCACCCUCUGUCGGUGGUGUUCCUCCUGCACAUCGCGCUGGAGGCACCCAUCGCUGUCAUGGGCCUCUGGAGCCCGAUCAGCUUGCCGUUCAUCCAGUUGACCAACACGGCGUUGGUGCUCCUGAAGAUGUACUCGGCAAUGGUGGCUGGAUUUUGUCUGGCAGCGCUGCUCGUGUUCUCUCUUCCUGAGUUCCUUCCCGGGAAGCGUGCCCUCGGCAUGGGAUUGUGCUUCUACCAUGUCACCUGCUCGACCAUCCUCUUCAACGCUCCGCGCUUCAUUCCCCAUACGUUCGGUGCUUUUGCUGAGUCCCGUCGCGCAACGCCAGAAGUCGUCUGGGGGACUCUACACGGUGUUGUCGGCCUCACGCUUGCCAUUUGGUGGCAAGCUACCGUCGGUAUGGCGGCU